CCUCUUGAAGCCCUUGCCUGGGCUCCCACAGGCCCUGGGCAGGGACACGGGGGGCCCUGGAGUAACCUCCACCCCCACCCACGCGGAGAAGAAAGUGUCCCACAGUCGGGGCUGUGCAGGGCGCAGGAGCGAUGUCAGCUGGUGGUCUGUGAAGCGCCCACCAUGGCCCGGUCCCUGACGUGGGGCUGCUGUCCCUGGUGCCUGACGGAGGAGGAGAAGACUGCCGCCAGAAUUGACCAGGAGAUCAACAAGAUUUUGUUGGAACAGAAAAAACAAGAGCGCGGGGAAUUGAAACUCCUGCUGUUAGGACCCGGUGAGAGUGGGAAAAGCACGUUUAUCAAGCAAAUGCGCAUCAUUCAUGGUGUGGGCUACUCUGAGGAGGACCGCAGAGCCUUUCGGCUGCUCGUCUACCAGAACAUCUUCGUCUCCAUGCAGGCCAUGAUCGAAGCAAUGGACCGGCUGCAGAUACCCUUCAGCAGGCCUGACAGCAAGCAGCAUGCCAGCCUGGUGAUGACUCAGGAUCCCUAUAAAGUGAGCGCGUUUGAGAAACCGUACGCAGCGGCCAUGCAGUACCUGUGGCGGGACGCAGGCAUCCGUGCGUGCUACGAGCGCAGGCGUGAAUUCCACCUGCUGGACUCCGCGGUGUACUACCUGUCACACCUGGAGCGCAUCUCCGAGGACGGCUACAUCCCCACUGCGCAAGACGUGCUGCGGAGUCGCAUGCCCACCACAGGCAUCAAUGAAUACUGCUUCUCCGUGCAGAAAACCAAACUGCGCAUCGUGGAUGUUGGUGGCCAGAAGUCAGAACGUAAAAAAUGGAUCCACUGUUUUGAGAAUGUGAUCGCUCUCAUCUACCUGGCCUCACUGAGCGAGUAUGACCAGUGCCUGGAGGAGAAUGAUCAGGAGAACCGCAUGAAGGAGAGCCUCGCUCUGUUCAGCACGAUCCUCGAACUGCCCUGGUUCAAGAGCACCUCAGUCAUCCUCUUCCUCAACAAGACGGACAUCUUGGAGGAUAAGAUCCACUCCUCCCACCUGGCCACGUAUUUCCCCAGCUUCCAGGGACCCCGGCGGGACGCAGAGGCCGCCAAGCGCUUCAUCUUGGACAUGUACGCGCGCGUGUACGCGAGCUGCGCAGAGCCCCACGACGGCGGCAGGAAGGGCUCCCGCGCGCGCCGCCUCUUCGCACACUUCACCUGUGCCACGGACACGCACAGCGUCCGCAGCGUGUUCAAGGACGUGCGGGACUCGGUGCUGGCCCGGUACCUGGACGAGAUCAACCUGCUGUGACGCGGGGAACCCCAAGCAGGACAUCCCUGCGGGACGCGGUCGUGGCGAGGACGCGGCGCCCCCUGGUGGCCACGAGCGGAACUGCGGGUCGAGGAGCCGCCAACUGGGCGAGCCGGCCCAUAGGCGAGUUCCCCUGUUCCCCACGGGCCUCCAAGCCCAGCCCCUCUGUAAUUUAUUCCCUCACCCUCCUAGUUGUUAGAAAACGGACGUCAGCCGGGCCUUUAACCCCAGCGCUCCGGAGGCAAAAGCAGCAGGAUCUCUGUGAGUUCCAGGACCCUGUGCCAACAAAACAACAAACAAACAAAACUGGAGAGAACUGUCCCUGUCCGGGCCUUGUGACUUCCCAGGGGCCCUGUCCCCGUCCUCCAGUGGGCCUCACACUGGGUGAGUGAAGUGAGUAAGGGAGGAAGUUUUACUUGGACGGAGGUUGACUCCAGCUAAAGAUUGAUUUUUGAGGC
Arvicanthis niloticus (Nile rat) is the source of this 1745-nucleotide messenger RNA. Lineage: Eukaryota; Metazoa; Chordata; Mammalia; Rodentia; Muridae. The record is from RefSeq and is a predicted model, not a curated record.